This is a messenger RNA of Aspergillus lentulus, 1392 nucleotides long. RefSeq lists its product as uncharacterized. The record is from RefSeq and is a predicted model, not a curated record. Lineage: Eukaryota; Fungi; Ascomycota; Eurotiomycetes; Eurotiales; Aspergillaceae.
AUGGGGCAAUAUUGGCUGCCCUUGGAAAUCAUCUCCCUGGUCAUUUCUUACCUCGAUGUCUCCACCAACUCCAGUCUGAUUCAAUAUGCAACAGUUAGCCGGGAGUGGCAGGCCUGCAUUGAGCAGCGCACGUUUGCAAUCCUUAAGCUGAACACCCCCCAGCGACUCAAGGAACUCUCCCAAGUUGUUGCUAGCAAUAAGCAAAGACAGAAAUAUGUUCGGGAAAUUCAUCUCAUUAUCCAACUUCAGCCAUACAAUAUAAGAGCGCGUGCCUACUUGGAGACAGCUGCCGAGCACAGUCACAAUAAUAAGCUUUUUGUCCGGACGAUACAAGAUAUUCUCCGACUUUUAGCAACCUGGCCAGAGAACCACAGAGGAAUUGAACUAUUCAUUCAGGCACAGUCCACUAUCUACGGCAGCAGGCGGGAAAGACCACGACGAGAAGCAGAUCGUGAUACGCCAGAGCUGGACCAACUAGACUUGAGAUUUGAAAGAUCUUAUCUCCAUGUCUCUGAGGAAAGCCUGAAGAGGAUUCCGCCUGUAACGGCAGUGACUACACUUACUAUCUACGGGGGGUCGAGAUAUGAACGGUUGAUUAGGCCCUCAGCAACCUCUGUCAUUGCGUCAAAGAUGCCACGGUUACAGAAUUUGGUACUGAACCUCCGGGAUAAUGAAAAACGAGAUCAAGACCUUCGCAAGCAUAACCGGGCUGAGUUUGCGAACUCGUUUCAUCUCUUGCCACAAUCAGUGCAACGAUUUGACCUUGUAUUCUACAAUGAGGCACCCGGAUGUGAGGUUUUCGACCCAAUUGACCUCGUUCGAGGGAGAAUGGACGACCUCUUCAGCGCUCAGUUACGGGGUUUUUCACAACAGCUUACAUCCCUCUCUCUGCAAUACGCUGUUGUGGGGAAAGAGUUAUUCUGGCCUGCUACUACCGACGAGAAUUCACGGCUCCCAUUUUGGCCAAAUUUAACAACAUUCCGCCUCGAGUAUCGGGACACAAGUCCUUCCGGAGAGUGGUAUUUUGAAAUAGGUCCUAUUGAGGAAGUAGAGGAAGGGGGUGCUGUACGGCCGCUUCGUCAGAACCGGUAUCCAAGGUACCGUGCAAAAGCAUCAGUGGGACUUCUCCAGCAAUUCUAUAUCUCGGCUGGAAGGGCAGCGCAGCGCAUGCCGCGGCUGCAAUGUAUGGAUUUGAAGUGCUUUGCUCCUUUGGUAAGUCACGGGUUUGUAUACGAGGUAAAGGGAAAAGCAGCAACAGCAAUAUGGACAGCUCCAGCUGAAUAUGCACCAGAGGAAUGUGUUGUGAAUGUUUGGAGAGAUGCCGCUUUUCAGCAUACUGGCGAGGAAUCGAGUCUAGAGGUUGAGCUGAUAGACAGGACGGAUACGGCUUGA